This is a messenger RNA of Salpingoeca rosetta, 1971 nucleotides long. RefSeq lists its product as uncharacterized. Gene Ontology annotation, molecular function: protein binding. The transcript is spliced from 4 exons. The record is from RefSeq and is a predicted model, not a curated record. NCBI's taxonomy places the organism in Eukaryota, Choanoflagellata, Craspedida, Salpingoecidae. The coding region runs from base 1 to 1971 and encodes 656 amino acids.
AUGGAUGUGGUGGGAGUGUCUGCUGCGUUUGUGCGGCGGUUCCUGAGCGAGGUGAAGGCGGAGCACCCGAGCGACUACGCAUCGCUCACCACAAAGGACGUGUGUGACAAGGUUGUGAUUCCACGCACAAGGGACGCACAGUGCGCGUACUCGGAUGUCAUCAAACGGGAGCAUCCACAAGAUGUGGGCCGGGCAAACAUCUUCGUCUCCCAUGCAUGGAGAUACAAGAUCACUGACGUGCUGGGAACGAUGCUUGAGUAUGCAGAUGCGCAGCAAGAGCAUCGUCAGCCUUUCUUCUGGUUCGAUCUCUUCAUCAACAACCAGAACAUUGCCGCAGAUCUCCCACAAGACUGGUGGAGCACAACAUUCAAGGAAUCAAUUGCAUCCAUCGGCCAUGUGCUGCUGGUGCUGACGCCGUGGAGUGACCCCGUCCCACUGACGCGUGCGUGGUGCCUGUGGGAAAUCUUCUGCAGCCUCAGCGGCGAGGGCGUGAAACUGACCAUCCAGCUCCCUGAGGCAGAGCGCGCCUCACUUCGCACGGCCGUGAUGGACGAUUUCGACGCCGUCGUCGACACGCUCGUCCGCGUGCAGGCGGAGAAGGCGGAGGCCUGGAACCCAAAGGACAAGGAGAUGAUCUUCAAGACCAUCCAGGCAAGCGUUGGAUUUGCACACCUCAACGAGAAGGUGAAGGACCAAAUGCGAUCGUGGUGCCUGCAGCAUCUCGCCUCCCUGAUUGACGAGGACGAGGCGGCCGGAAAGAGCGGCACGCGCGACUUUGUGCUGCUCUGCUACCAGGCUGGCACCGUCUUCUGGAACUUCAACGCCACAGACCUCGCCAUCGCCACGUUGACAAAGUCACUGGCCAUCAAGACAGCCGUCUUGGGCAAGCGACACCCAUCCACGGCCAACACAAUCGGCAACCUGGGCCAAUUGGCACACCACCAAGGGCUAUUUCCACAGGCGAUUGCAUAUCACUUACAGGCCAUCGAAAUCAAGGAGGAAACGCUGCCACCCAACGAUCGCGAGCUUGUCCCCACCUACCAGAACUUGGGCAUCGCGUACCGCAACACGCGCGAGUACGACAAGGCCAUUGCUGCACUGGAGAAGGCCCUGGCCAUCCAAAACAUCGAUCAAAGUCAGCAUCCAACAACGGCGCAGGUGCUCGGCAAUCUGGGCAACGUGUAUGCUGACAUGGAGCGCUACCAAGAUGCCAUUGCCUGCCAGUUGAAGGCCCUUGAGAUCCUCACCACGACAUUGGGACAGCACCCUGUCACGGCCAACAUGCACGGCAAUGUGGCAAACGCGUACCUGGAAACCGGCAACAUGGCAAAGGCCAUUGAGCACGUUACCACUUCACAGAAAAUGCUUGAGGCGGUGCUGGGCCCAACACACCCAACAACGGCACAAGCCGUCUUCAACACGGGCAUCUUGUACAUGCGAAACGGGCACUUCCAACCCGCAGCAGAGCACAUGGAACGAGCACUGACUGUCAUGCUUGCCACGAUGGGCCCACAGCACCCCAUGACCAAGACAACACAGGCAAACUUGACAUAUGUGCAACGCUUAAUGCACAAGCAGCAGCAGCAUAGGGAGAGCGGUAACAGUGACAAGCACGCUGGCAGCGCAGCAAGUGCUGGGCGCGUCGGCACGUCACUACCAUCGGCAGUGCUGACAUGCGAGCAGGGGCUUCUGUUGCGAUUCUUGGCCAGAGUUGCCCCGACAACCAUUGUCGCCACCGUCGCCACAACACAUCCGCCACCACCUCGUGGUGACAGUGAUGAACACCAACUGCUGCUGCGCUUCAUCCUCACGCACGCAGCAGCAUGGCAGGCAACAACCGAUGCUGAUGACGAUGGUGAUGGUGCUAACAUGACGACGACACAGGAGCGGAGCAAGACCACGACCAUCCAGCCAGGAGUUGCAGUGGAAGGGCAGGUAAGGAAAACGCCCUCGUGCUGUACAUUGAUCUGA